AUGGCGGCACUGCCUCAAAAUAUGGCUCCUCAGGUAGACAAGCAUCCGCCGAGCACAAGAAUGCCACUACAGUCCACGAACUCCGACUCGGAGGCGCUAUCACUGUUACCGGUUCAUCGCACGUCUGCGCUUUUCCCCAACCGUCGGGUUCCGCUCUUUCAAAGCCAGUGGUGCGUACGGACUUUCAGAAACCGAGCGCGACGUUCUCGCUGUACCCGCUUAUUCAAGCCUCCCUUCUAUGCUCAUUAUAUUUGUCUCUGUGCUUGUCAGAGGACCCGAGACCAUGCUGCGCUGCCUCUUGCAUCGGCCGCUUCAGCAUCAGGGUCCGCAACGACGUCGGCUAACGGGAGUCGCGAGGCGAAGAAGUGGAAGCCUGAGGACUUCGAGAUAGGGAGGCCGCUGGGACGCGGGAAGUUCGGGAAGGUGUACAUGGCGCGAGAGAAAGAGCACGAGUUCGUCGUGGCGCUGAAGAAGCUUUCAAAGAAGGAGCUGCUCAAGGCGCGCAUGGAGCACCAGCUGGUGCGAGAGGUGGAGAUCCAGAGCAACCUCCGCCACCCGCACAUCCUGCGCCUCUUCGACUACUUCUACGACGAGGGCGAGGUGAAGAUCGCAGACUUCGGAUGGUCCGUACACGCUCCUAGUUCGCUCGAAGGCACUUCGCAUGAUCGCAUGGUGGACAUCUGGAGCCUCGGCGUGCUCGCGUACGAGUUUCUCUACGGAAUUCCGCCGUUCGAAUCAACCACCACCGCGCAGACGUACAGACGAAUCAUGCAGGUGGAUCUAAAAUUCCCACGCAACAUCAAUGUGUCAAGCGACGCCAAGGACCUGAUCCAACGGCUGGUGGUGAAGGAGCCGUCGGCACGCUUGGCGCUGAAAGACUUGGUCGUGCAUCCAUGGAUUCAGAAGUACGCGGAGCGCAAGCCUCGGGAGCAGGCGCUGGCGACAGUCGUGCAAUAA
This is a messenger RNA of Closterium sp. Naga37s-1, 957 nucleotides long. Lineage: Eukaryota; Viridiplantae; Streptophyta; Zygnematophyceae; Desmidiales; Closteriaceae. The record is from the annotation of a GenBank genome assembly.